Molecule: messenger RNA, 1728 nt
Organism: Neohortaea acidophila
Lineage: Eukaryota; Fungi; Ascomycota; Dothideomycetes; Mycosphaerellales; Teratosphaeriaceae
Exons: 2
Coding region: 1-1728 (575 amino acids)
Biological process (GO): sulfur amino acid metabolic process
Cellular component (GO): cytoplasm
Molecular function (GO): ATP binding; adenylylsulfate kinase activity; sulfate adenylyltransferase (ATP) activity
Source: RefSeq, a predicted model, not a curated record
AUGGCCAACCCUCCGCAUGGUGGUGUGUUGAAAGACCUGGUCGCUCGCGAUGCCCCCCGUCGAGCCCAGCUGGCCGCAGAGGCCGAGAAGCUGCCCGCCGUCGUCCUCAACGAUCGCCAGCUGUGCGACAUCGAGCUGAUCAUGAACGGCGGCUUCUCCCCCCUCGAGGGCUUCAUGAAUGAGAAGGACUACAACGGAGUGGUGGAGAAGAACCGGCUAGCCGACGGCAACCUCUUCUCCAUGCCCAUCUGCCUCGACUUGGACAAGGAGGAUAUUGACGAGCUGGGCAUUGCGGCCGGCAAGCGCAUCACCCUGCGUGACUCCCGUGACGACCGCAACAUCGCCAUCAUGACCGUCGACGACAUCUACCAUCCCGACAAGAAGAAGGAGGCCAAGGAGGUGUUUGGUGGAGACCCCGACCACCCGGCCGUCAAGUACCUCUUCAAGGUCUCUGGCGACUACUACGUCGGAGGCAAGAUCGAGGCCAUUGACCGUCUCAUGCACUACGACUAUGUUGGCCUCCGCUACACCCCCGCCGAGCUGCGUCUGCACUUUGACAAGCUCGGCUGGUCUCGUGUCGUGGCAUUCCAGACCAGAAAUCCCAUGCACCGUGCCCAUCGUGAGCUGACGGUGCGUGCCGCGCGCCAGCGUCAAGCCAACGUCCUCAUCCACCCGGUCGUCGGCAUGACGAAGCCCGGCGACAUCGACCACUUCACCCGCGUGCGCGUCUACCAAGCCCUCCUCCCCCGCUACCCCAACGGAAUGGCCGUCUUGGGCCUCCUCCCCCUCGCCAUGCGCAUGGGCGGACCCCGCGAAGCCAUCUGGCACGCCAUCAUCCGCAAGAACCACGGAGCAACGCACUUCAUCAUCGGCCGUGAUCACGCCGGACCUGGUAAGAACAGCAAGGGCGAGGAGAUCUACGGGCCCUACGACGCCCAGUACGCCGUGGAGAAGUACCGCGACGAGCUGGGCAUCGAGGUCGUGCCCUUCCAGCAAAUGACCUACCUGCCCGAGAGCGACGAGUACAAGCCGAAAGACGAAGUGCCCAAGGAGAUCAAGACGCUCGACAUCUCCGGCACGGAGCUGCGCCGCCGCCUGCGCACCGGCGGCGACAUCCCGGAGUGGUUCUCCUACCCGGAAGUCGUGCGCGUGCUGCGCGAGUCCCACCCGCCGCGCAACCAGCAAGGCUUCACCGUCUUCCUGACGGGCUACAGCAACUCGGGCAAGGACGCGAUCGCGCGCGCCCUCAACGUCACGCUAAACCAGCAAGGCGGCCGCGCCGUCUCCCUUCUCCUCGGCGAGACGGUGCGCAGCGAGCUCUCGACCGAGCUGGGCUUCAGCCGCGAAGACCGCGACAUGAACAUCCAGCGCAUCGGCUUCGUCGCGUCGGAGCUGACGAAAGCCGGCGCCGCCGUCAUCGCCGCGCCCAUUGCGCCCUUUGCCGACUCGCGCAAGGCCGCGCGCGAAAUCGUCGAGAAGCACGGCUCCUUCUACCUCAUCCACGUCGCCACGCCGCUCGAGUACUGCGAGAAGACGGACAAGCGCGGCGUGUACGCCGCGGCGCGCGCGGGCAAGAUCAAGGGCUUCACGGGCGUCGACGACCCGUAUGAGAUGCCCAAGGACAAGGAGGCGGAUUUGGUGGUGGAUUUGAGCGUCAUUAAUGUGCGGACGGCGGUGCAUCAGAUUGUGCUGAUGUUGGAGUCGGAGGGCUUGUUGGAUCAAUUGUAG